Molecule: messenger RNA, 1801 nt
Organism: Cornus florida
Lineage: Eukaryota; Viridiplantae; Streptophyta; Magnoliopsida; Cornales; Cornaceae
Exons: 3
Coding region: 602-1546 (314 amino acids)
Molecular function (GO): phosphoglycerate dehydrogenase activity
Source: RefSeq, a predicted model, not a curated record
UCUCAUCUCCAAAAUCAGAAUUUCAAUUUCUAUUCUGUAUUCACCGUUGAUUUUUUGUGUUUUUAUAUUUUGUGUUUACUAUAUUAAUUGAUUUCUAUUAUGGGCAUCAUAUGUAGAGAAUUUUUUUGAUUAAAUUUUCUUGUUUGAGAACACCUAUAUCUUCUCUCUUCACUAUAUCUUCCACACACACACACUCUCCCUCUCUCCUCUGUUCUAUUCAUAAGGUUUGAUGUCUUCAAACCAAAUAUGUAUUGACUUGGAACAGAAAGUACAGCUGGCAAUUACUAGUUCAUGUCCCUAUUCUUUCUUGAUCCCAUACAAAAGUUAGAUUAUAUCACUCUUUCAGUUAUGAUUCUGUCUUCCCUUUUCCUUGUAUCAAGGACUUUCUGUUCCUCAAAUUAGGGUUUCUUCAGUACCAAUUUGGGAGCAUUCAUUGUAUUGUCAUUUCUGUUGAUAUAGAUUUAUGGUCAUGUGUUUCAUCAGCUGAAUUUUUUUGGGUUCAUCUUCAAUUACAAGGACUGAGUCAUGCUUGAAAGGUUCUUUCCAUAUUUUUGUUUUAGUCCCCGUUGAAGGAUUUUAGUGAGGAUUAAGGUUUUGAAACAUGGAGAAUUCUUAUGAAACAUUGAACGAAAAUAAACCGGCUGAUCCGGGGCUUCAGAUUAUAAGACACCCAUCUUAUUCUUACCAAUCCUAUAGCAAAUUAUCAUUGAAAUGGUUUGAUUUGAGAGUUUUCUAUGUUAGAAUCAGCAAUUUCUUGGUUGAUGAUUCGACCCCGGAGUGUCUCACUCUCAACCACAUUCCUCUGAGCCCUGACACCCUCCUUGAAGUGAAUGGUAUAAGGUGUACCAUUUGCUCGGAAAGAGUCUCUUCGAUUCUUAGAAGAAACCGAGUGGAUAAGAAAUCCGAAGAAGCCACGUUUGUGAGCACGGAUAGUAUAAGGUUGACAGGAAGUGUGAAAUUCGAGGUUUUUAAUAAGGAGGAUCUCUUGCUCUCUGGGGUUCUGGAGAUGUCCAAUAGCAAUGGCUUUAUCGGGGAAUCAAGAAACAGUCCCAGGCUGUGGAGCAUGAAUUGUGAAUCGGUGAUGAUUGUUGGCACCGGAUUCUUGAAGGGAAAGCAAAUUGUGGGUUCUGAUACAUUGUUGCCAACCGUUGAGGUUUAUAUUGCUGGUUGCUUCUCAGGAACACCAAUCAUCUUAACCAAGACUCUGCAGCUUAGUUUUCGGAAGAAGCCAAAUAGGAAGGGGAUGCUGGAUUCAAUCCCGGAGUACGAAACACCUGAAUCCCAGAAGGAUGUUGCAUCUGGUCUUGAUCUGCAGGCAGCAGAAUACAGUAACUACAAACCAGAAAGUGAAGAAGACUACAACAUUUACUGGAGGAGAACAGAAUACAUGGAAGGAGAAGAUGGUGAACUGUCCUGGUUCAAUGCUGGUGUGAGAGUCGGUGUUGGGAUAGGGCUUGGCAUUUGUCUGGGAAUCGGAAUAGGAGUCGGUUUGCUAGUCCGUACUUACCAAACCACAACCCGAAACUUCAAAAAGCAGCUUCUCUAAUGUCUCUUAGCUGAACAUCAUUUAAUUCAAGUUCCUUCUAAUUCAAAAGCUAAUCAAUUACAAAGUUUCUUCCCUCUAAGUCCUUGUUUCCUGUGCUUUUUAUUGUUUUUUUUUUUUUUACUUUCAAUUGUAGUUUGAUAUUUGUUAGGAAAAAAUAAUAGGUGUCAAGUUUCUGAAGAUGAAAAGUACUAAUUUUGCAUACCUGGAACUUGAAAUUACCUUGUAUGUAUCACUUUGUAAAUAGUUUUUUUGUUU